CUUAGAAGCGACUUUUCUUUAUCCAACAACCAACACAUAAAAAAACCACACCACAAAACAUUAUGCCGCUCCCGUCGUCCUUGGCUGAUAUUGCACAAAAGUCGGCAGUGCUGUUCCUUGCCGGAACUACAGUAUACUACAUGGUCAAUGUUGGUAUGCUUGUCAAUCGUAGAAUGGAAUUAAAGAAGCAAGGCAAGCUUGAAGAGGAGCUGGCACGGUUAACCGGUAUUUCCUCCUCGGGUGACAAGAACCAUUUGCAUGCAGAAACCGCCACAACGCCGACGCCCAUGGCAUCAAACGAUCAGCCCGGCUGCACCCCUACACAACCUCAUGGCGAAACAGCUUAAAGAGCCAUAUAUUCCAUCUAAUUGAUAUUGCGUUCCAAUACAACAACGUGUCAUUUCCAUCAAGCCACUAUACAAGCAUGCUCAGCUCUUAACUCACAUACAUCCAUUCUGUACAUCAUAUCCAA
This is a messenger RNA of Zychaea mexicana, 472 nucleotides long. RefSeq lists its product as uncharacterized. Lineage: Eukaryota; Fungi; Mucoromycota; Mucoromycetes; Mucorales; Lichtheimiaceae. Bases 63 to 347 code for a protein of 94 amino acids. The transcript is spliced from 3 exons. The record is from RefSeq and is a predicted model, not a curated record.